AUGUCAACAAUUACUAUGACUGAAGCUCCCUCGAGCUACAAACUCGAGCUCCACACUGCUUACGGUCCGGUCUUUCGUGAUGUCCUGAACACUGAGCCACGCGAUGCUACCGAAGAGGAAGUCCCGAUCGUCGACCUCGAUGGUCUGUUCACCAGCACUGAGAGCCGAAAGAAGAUUGCCCAAGCUGUGCGAACCGCAGGCACAAACAUGGGGUUCUUCUACAUCAAGAAUCACGGCAUCGACGACCAAGUAAUCGCGAAAGCAAAGUCUCAGUUCCUGAGCUUCGUCCAACAAGACACCAAACUCAAGGAGAAGGUAUCACAAGACAAGUCCAAAUACUACAAUGGUUGGAAAGCCCCUCGUAGCACAAACAUUAGUCGCACCGAGUCCGUCGAUGUCAAGGAAAGUUUCAGCUGGCGCUACCACCCCGAGAACGAUCCCGAUCAUUCCCAACCUCUAUCUUCUUUACCUUCUGAAGUACAACCCUGGAUCCGCGGCGAAGCUUUCGUCUGGGAAGGCACCUCUCACAUCCCAAACUUCAAGACUGAUAUCCUGAAAUAUUGGAAGUCUUGUCUACAGCUUGCAAGACACCUCGUCAAGGUCUUUGCUCUGAGUCUAGACUUGCCGGAAGAUUACUUCGAUUCCAGGACCACAUUUCCUGGCGCCGAUGGAGUGCUAAACUACUACCCUGUCACCACAGCAGAAGAAACGGCAGCAAACUCCGUAGGACUGGGUUCGCAUACUGAUCUGCAACUUUUCACUUUACUCUGGCAAGACGAAGUCGGUGGUCUGCAGGUGUUGACAAAAGACGGCCAAUGGAUCAAAGCAAAACCAAGACCAGGGACAUUCGUCGUCAAUAUCGGAGACUUCAUGAUGAGAUUGUCGAAUGACUUUUUCAAGAGUACGGUGCAUAGGGUGUAUAACCGUGCACCUGUCGAACGAGUAUCCAUGCCUUUCUUCUUCGGUGUCAUCCCAACAUGUACAAGUCCUGAGAACCCGCCCAAGUAUGAGCCGAUCAGCUGUGGCGACUGGUGUCAACUACGCUUCAAACUCGAGGCAGAGCGUAUGGCGAAAAUGUUGGCGGAGCGUGAGACGACCACCAAGUUAUCAGCAAAGUAG
Aureobasidium musti is the source of this 1119-nucleotide messenger RNA. The record is from the annotation of a GenBank genome assembly. NCBI's taxonomy places the organism in Eukaryota, Fungi, Ascomycota, Dothideomycetes, Dothideales, Saccotheciaceae.